AUGCACCAGGCAAUAUUCAUCAACUAUAGGAAUGGGGUAUAUCAAAAUAACCCAGAGCAACAGCGUCGGAUCGUGUCGCACGCUUCGAAACAAAAGCGAACUGGCAAGAAAACCUCCUUGACAAACCCGCAUCAUAUAGUGAUCCGUAAUGCCUCACUUAAUCAGACGAAUGAUGUACGGCCCAGUGAUGGUAAACUCAAUGAUCAGGAUGAUCGCACCUUACACGACAACGAUGCACCUCUCAUGGGCCAGUUGGUGGCUAGCCCGACCUCUGAUAAUUCUCUUUCCGGCCUCGACCCGUUUGGGGCUUUGCCAAUCCGAACAACGACGGCGGGUGUCCAUGAAAUCUUACAAUACUUACUACAUUCAUAUUCUGCAACGCUCCUACCGUUCAGACGAGUUCAAGGAAGCCUCCAGGCCUCGACAGGAAGUUAUUUAUCAGCAGCUCUAGCCAACCCCGAAUUUUUCAAUGCGAUAGUUUCUAUGACUUCGAGUGCAUACGAAGCUCAGACCAGUAUGACGUACGCGAAAGAACCAUCGGCUCGCGUACUAUAUUUCCGUGGUCAGGCAUUGAAGCUAUUGUGGAAGAAGUUAGCAAGUGGAAGCGCCGCAAUUGAAGUCGGAACAGUGAUGGCGAUAAUCUUACUGAUGGCAAUGGACAUUGCAUAUUUUGAAGCAGGACCCGUGCUAAUGCAUCGACUUGCUCUGCGCCAGAUAAUGAAGAACCCACCUGGACCGGAGAGUCAACUUGAACACAGCUGGCGAUUACACAACCCCAAAAUGCAAAGCACGCUGCGGGAUUACUUGUCAGACAAGAAGCCUUCAUGGAGUCUUGAGGCCGGGGAAACUUUACUUACACCGUAUCCUCUUGAUCGCCUCAAGCCUCUAACUUAUAUGUACCCAAGUGCAUAUGCAGAACUGAAGAUAUAUGAGAAGCUCCCGAGCGGGUUUCAGGCCUUAGCAAGCCAAGGCGACCUCAGUGUUGAAGUACUUCGAAUUGUGCACCGCAUUGCUAAGGUUGUCGAAAUCCUCGAAAAGACCCGAAUGAAUAGGAGUUCUGCUGAUGAAAUGGAAUUCGCCGAAACCUACAAACCUGAGCACGAAUUCCACGAAUGUAUUGAUUGCAUACGGCGCAUACCGUCAUUGCAGCCAAACUAUGCGAACCCCGACACAUCCGCGGAUGCAACAAUCGAGCAUGUCAUCUGCUUAGCCCUCUUGACCUUCGUUGAAUCCAUCUUCGGUUGUGUGACGUAUGGUCCACUCUUCGGAUCUGUACAAGCUCACCUACGCAAGACUUUGCAAACCUGCGAGAUAAGCGAUCAUCACGAAGAGUGCAUUACCUGGGCCCAAAUGGUAGCCGUCUGGGCUCAAACUCGGAUAUUAGGGAGUACCACUGGCGUGUCCUUCGGAACCAUUUUGACUGGUUAUACCCUGAGUCAAGGAUGGAGCGAGAUACAAGAUAUUCUCGAGACAUUCUUGCUCACCGAAGAGAUGGCUAUUGCAUGUGAGCAAGCAUGGGGAAAGAUGAACCAUGACUGA
Molecule: messenger RNA, 1539 nt
Organism: Exophiala bonariae
Lineage: Eukaryota; Fungi; Ascomycota; Eurotiomycetes; Chaetothyriales; Herpotrichiellaceae
Exons: 5
Coding region: 1-1539 (512 amino acids)
Source: RefSeq, a predicted model, not a curated record